Messenger RNA from Eruca vesicaria subsp. sativa (arugula), 657 nucleotides. The record is from the annotation of a GenBank genome assembly. NCBI's taxonomy places the organism in Eukaryota, Viridiplantae, Streptophyta, Magnoliopsida, Brassicales, Brassicaceae.
AUGGGAGUGGAAAGCCGUUUAAAGCUUGAAACACGGUUGAGAUCUCUAGAAGGAAAAGAUUUAGGACGUCUGUCUGGCUCAGCUAAAGGCAAACCAAAGAUUGAAGUUUAUGACAAGGAUAAAAAGAUUGGAUCUGGAGGUCUUAUUACUCCUGCUAAGACUUACAACACAGCUGCAGACUCUCUUCUUGGACAAACUUCCACAGCUGAGAACGGUGUCAAAGAGAAGAAAGAUAAAAAGAAGAAGAAGAAGACUGUUGAUGCAGAGGAAGAAGCCAAAACCGAGGAACCGUCUAAGAAGAAGUCGAAGAAGAAGAAAACAGAAGUAGAAACUGAACCUGAAGAGCCCAAAACAGAGGAACCGUCAAAGAAGAAGAAGAAGAGGAAACAUGAGGAAGAAGAAACAGAAAUGCCAGCCAAGAAGAAAGAAAAGAAGGAUAAGAAGAAAAAGAAGAGUGAGGUCUGAAGAGAAGUUUAAAGUUUUGAAUGUGUACGCUUAUUAUCUUUAUAACGUUUUAUCAGGAAAAACAAUCCACAAAAAAUGUCGUGUUUAAGUUUUGCUUAAGAACUGCUUAUGGUUUUGUAAGGUAAUGUGUUAGUCAUUUUCCUAGAAACUUAAAUUUCUAUUUAACGAAUUUGAAUGAAGCAACUGAUAAAG